AUGGCUAACUUAAAAUUUUAUCCCGCCACCACUGUCACUAAUAUCGAAACAGCCAUCCCCAUCACUCUUGAUCUCAAAAGAGGCCAAUACAACAACUGGGCAACUCUCUUCAAGCUCCAUGCCCUUGCCCACCUCGUUCUUGACCACAUCAUCCCUCCUACGGAAGCCGCCACCACCAUGACGGAUGCCAAAACAUCAACUUGCAAGAGGAUUGAUGCCUUUGUCACGCAAUGGAUUUAUAGUACAGUUUCUUCAGAUAUUCUCAACACUAUCAUUAUUCUGGAAGAUGAGGCAAAAGAUGCCUGGAACCGUGUAGCAGAAUUGUUCCAAGAUAACAAGAAUACGAGAGCCGUUCACCUUGAAACCCAAUUUACCAACACUCACCUUCGGGAUUUUCCAAAUGUUGUUGCCUAUUGCCAGCGACUUAAAGUGCUGGCAGAUCAAUUAGAAAAUAUUAGCGCAAAAGUGUCUGACGAUCUCAUGGUUCUCAAAAUGAUUCAUGGAUUAAAAGAGGCUUACGCGGGGUUCGUAACCAUCAUUCAACACCGCGGUCCUCUUCCCACCUUUGCGCAAGCCCGUUCGAUGCUUUCAUUAGAAGAAGAAAGCAUGAAACAACGUGCUACUCUUGAAUCAGGUGCAGAUUCUACUUUGCUUAUUAAUUCCAAUAAUAAUCUUGUUUCUGGUGAUAAUAAUUCCAAACAGCUUCAAGAAAAUAAAAAUGAGAAUAGUAAUUCCAUAAGCCAAAAUCAUGGUGGGUGUGGAUGGCGGCCCAGCAACUAUUACGGUAGUCGUGGUGGCCUUGGAAAUCGUGGUGGAUCUUGUGGUAGGGGACAAAAGCAACAUUCAGCAGCGUCAUAG
Molecule: messenger RNA, 858 nt
Organism: Hibiscus syriacus
Lineage: Eukaryota; Viridiplantae; Streptophyta; Magnoliopsida; Malvales; Malvaceae
Exons: 1
Coding region: 1-858 (285 amino acids)
Source: RefSeq, a predicted model, not a curated record